Molecule: messenger RNA, 844 nt
Organism: Vigna umbellata (rice bean)
Lineage: Eukaryota; Viridiplantae; Streptophyta; Magnoliopsida; Fabales; Fabaceae
Source: RefSeq, a predicted model, not a curated record
AUGGAGGUGUUCGAAAAGGCACAGGUGGUGCGUCUGAGGAGUCGCCAUGACAAAUAUCUGUUGGCAGACACUGACAAAGAGGGCGUUUACCAAGAUCGAAAUGGGAUAUACAAAAAUGCUAAAUGGAGCGUGGAGAUCGUCCAGGGUACCAACUGGAUAAGACUCAAGAGUUGCUAUGAAAAAUACUUAACAGCCUCCAACAUGCCGUUUUUGUUAGGCGCCACAGGUAAGAAAGUCAUCCAGACCCUUCCCACAAGGUUAAACUCUUCUUUGGACUGGGAACCCGUAAGAGAAGGUUCCUACGUCAGGCUUAAAACACGUUAUGGACAGUUUCUUCGUGCCAACAAAGGCUUACCACCCUGGAAAAAUUCUAUCACCCACGAUAUCCCGCAUCGCACGUCAACCACAAAUUGGAUCCUCUGGGAUGUCGACCUCGUACAGCUUCGACCACAACAACCUCCCAAACCGAUUUCGCUCCAUCCUCCCGUCUUAGAAUCUCCUUCUCAUUCUCCACCGGAUGAUGCCUCCUUCAGUAUAUAUCUCAAGUCUCCUUCAAAUCAGGGUGAAGAUUUUGUGGAGGCCAAGUCACCGAUAAAAGAUGGAAGGAUUGUAUUUUAUAACGUGGAACAUGGAGAUGCUUCUGAUGAGAGUGAAGAAAAAUUCUUCUCGUUCCAAGGAAGUAGCGUGGAGGAUUUGAAGGAGAAGUUAAAGGAGGAGACAGGGCAUGAUGAUAUUGUUGUGUGCUGCCGCAACCCAUUCAACGCCGAACUUCAUCCCCUUCGUUUGCAAUUACCUCCUAACAACUCUGACAUGCACGUUGUUGUAAUUACUCCUUCUUGCAAUG